AUGAUUGAGAUCUUCUCUCGCAUUGGUCUACCCAAAGAGAUCGUAAGUGACCAAGGAACAAGCUUCACAGCAGAACUCAUGGAAGAGGUGGGCCGUCUACUUGCCAUCAGGUUUCUCCGAACGACUCCCUAUCAUGCCAUGGCGAAUGGGCUCGUUGAGAAGUUCAACGGUACCCUGAAGACCAUGCUGAAGAGGAUGUGCCAGGACAAACCUCGAUCAUGGGACAGAUUAUGCGCUCUUUUGGGACAAAGCCUCGCCAUCGUCUACUACCUGCAGCGAAAGUACGCUCACAACUCCGAGUUGUACCCCGAAUGCAUUGACCAGCGCACCCGCGUCGAUCAGAUUCUCUACAGCGUGGCUUGCAGCAUUCGGCCUCACCAUAUUACCUUCUUGCACCCACGCUUUGGCGACAACAGCAAACCAACUGAAGAGGAACAGGCUGACUUCGAGAAGAAGGUUCUGGGGGGAAUCCAGCGCCUCAUCGCCCAAGGUCCGUUCGCCGCCGGCGACACGCUCACGGUAGCUGUUCUAAGCAUCCUCGCCUUCCUGGCUCUCUCACUUGACAUUGGCUGCGUGAACAGUUUCAGGUUUCCUGAUGUCAUCGAGUACUGCGAGCGUGUAAAAGGCGCACUUUCUUACUUCGAUGACAUAUAUGGUUCUACUAUUAGGCUAUACCGGCGUAUCUGGGCUCAGCUACAGUAA
Molecule: messenger RNA, 702 nt
Organism: Dermacentor silvarum
Lineage: Eukaryota; Metazoa; Arthropoda; Arachnida; Ixodida; Ixodidae
Exons: 2
Coding region: 1-702 (233 amino acids)
Biological process (GO): DNA integration; glutathione metabolic process
Molecular function (GO): nucleic acid binding; glutathione transferase activity
Source: RefSeq, a predicted model, not a curated record